Messenger RNA from Coprinopsis cinerea okayama7#130, 456 nucleotides. RefSeq lists its product as hypothetical. The transcript has 7 exons. Gene Ontology annotation, molecular function: cyanate hydratase activity; DNA binding. Lineage: Eukaryota; Fungi; Basidiomycota; Agaricomycetes; Agaricales; Psathyrellaceae. The record is from RefSeq and is a predicted model, not a curated record. The coding region runs from base 1 to 456 and encodes 151 amino acids.
AUGACCCCAGCUGUAUCACCCGCACACACAGUCUUGUUCGAAGCGAAAGCUCGAAAGGGCAUCUCAUUCGAGCAAAUCGGCAAAGCCAUUGGCAGAGACGAAGUUUGGGUCGCAUCCGCUUUCUAUGGACAAGCGAAAUUCAAUGAAGAGGAAUUGAAGAAGCUCUCGGAAGUACUGGAGAUCAGUUCGGCCCAAAUCGUGAAGGAGCUGGGCGACCAGUGGUUCCCCAACCGUGGAUUGGGCCCUGUCCCGCCUUCCGACCCUGUUAUUUAUCGACUUUUUGAAGGAGUCCUUGUCUACGGCCAUCCUAUCAAGGCUAUUAUUCAUGAGAAGUUCGGAGACGGUAUCAUGUCCAUGAUUGACUGCAACAUCAACGUCGAGAGAAAGCCAGACCCCAAGGGCGAUCGUGUUGUCGUGACCUUUGAUGGAAAGUUCCUUCCUUACUCCAAGUGGUAG